CUUGGUAUAAAUGGCAAUUCAGAAACUUUGACCGCUCUUACACACGCGCAGCUAGAGUGAAUAGUUCGCGGAACGAUCUGUUUGUUUUACCAGUUCUUAGGAUUCCGCUCGCUAGAUUCAAGGCUAAACUAUUCUGGGAACUACUACUCGACUCAGGUAGAUGGUUUUUUACUCUUAUUGGACCCAUUAAUGAUAUUUGUAAAUAUAGAUCAACCAUAAAAAUGCGUUUGUCGUAUGUUCAUAUACUGCUGGUCCUCAGCUUGGCUGUGUUGUGGUUAAGUUUGCCUGUUUCGUCUGCUAAGUCUGAAGUUAAAGCAAGUAGCAAUGAUAAAAACAAUUUGGAAGGAAGAAGAUUUCUCAGUCUUGGAACCUUCCGACCAUUCAUGAGAGUUUUGGGAAUGAUGGGAAUACCACUUCUUCCACUUCUCUUCUUGCGCCAGCUUAUAGGUGGCGGUGCUGGUUUAGGUGGCAGUGCUCAAGGAGGUGGAGCUGGAGCAGGUAUGGGAAGUAUGGGAGCUGUUGGAAUUCUAGGACCUUUCGGAGCAGGUGCAGGUUUAGGUGGACUUGGUCCUAUUGCUGGAGGCGGAGGACUCAGACCGCUGGGUGGCCUCAGACCACUUGGAGGAUUAAGACCAGGAGGUCUUGGAGGACUCAUUGCAAACGCUGCUGCUAAUGCUGCUCAAAAUGGUGCAUCAGGUGGAGGUGGAAAUGGUGCAUUGUUUCUGAAAAAGCGAUCAACAGAGCAGGGUAAUAACAACAGCCGACUUUCUACAUUUAUGGGUGCCUUAGCUAAGUUGGAAAAGGUUGUUGACCAAUAUGACCUUAGCGUUCCAGAUUGCCAGCGUUUGAUAGUAUGUGAGGUUCAUCGUAAGAGCAUCAAUCCCAGUUUCGGCUCUUUUACAGAGAAGCUAAUCCAAGCAUUUGGGGUUGAAGCUCGCCUUGAAAGAUCAAGAUUUACAUCUAACACGAAAUCUGUCUUAAAAGAUUUCCUGAAAGCAGCUCGAAAUGGAUUGCAGCACAGAGAUUGUUCAGCUAUCUACUACAAAUGUCCUGUAGCAGUAACGGAAACCAGAGAACAAAAAGUAAAAAAACAUAAUGGGCCACAGUAACUUCAAAAAUGAUACAGAUCUGUAAUGGUGCGGAGUUUCCACUUUUGCACUUUUUGAAGAUAUCGUUUUAUUAGUCACAACAGUUGACUAUGAAACUCUAAAUGAGCAUAAAAAAGUGAGCAACUGUUAGCCAUGAAUUUGCUUACGGGGAUUGUAUUCGAGAGAAUUAUUUCACACCUUAGUAUUAUUAUAAUUGUGAAUUGGUGGAAUAGUUCAACUUUGUUAUAUUUAUUGAACAUACACAUUAAGAAGGCUUCAUUUUUCAAAUCAGCUCUUCAAAUCAUGGGGAUUUACAUAAAAAGAGUUUAUUUGUAUUUUUAUUUGAAUGUUAUAAAUUAGCAUAGUUUAUAUCACACGUUAUGUUACGUUAUCAGUGAUAUAAUCCAUUUUUGUGCUGACUCUAAUUUAAUAUGGUUAUAACAAAAAAAGAAAGGGAGAAAUUAAUCCUAAAAGAAAUGAAGAGUUUGCAGCUGUAUCAAAGUAAAUAAGCUUAAAAUAGUUUUUAAAAAUUUUAGGCAAUUAUUGGUAAUUCAAUUGGCUUUAAUUUUUAUUGAGCAAUGGUAAUUCUAUUUUGAUUUUUGAAAUAUUACAUCCAAGUAGUGACUCGAUUUUUAAUCUCUGGCGUUUGUUUCCUUUAUUUAAAUAAAAUGACAACUCUUUCUGUUUCAAAUUAAAAUUUUAAUAAAAUGAAAUUUCAAACAAAAUCAUUUAAGAAAAAAAAUAGAUUUUUUUUUUUUAACGCUUUAGCUAAUAUUAGUCUGAGGAUUGAAAUUUUGUGUUUCAAAAAAAAUUUUGCCACUCAUAAAAUGGUUUUGGUUGGAAUUUAACAAAAAUUUUCCAUCUGACAUAAAGAUAUGCGUUAUUUAUUGAAUUCAAAUCUUUUGUGCCUUAUUUUUCCAUUGAAUACCUUUGUAUUUUAUUAUCCUGUAUCUCCAUCAUUUUUAUAUGUUAAAUUGAGAGUUUAUAAUUUAUACUUUAUUCUGUUACAUUUAAAGAGUAUAAAUUUUAAAUGUCUCUUUUUUUUGUAUUC
Argiope bruennichi is the source of this 2139-nucleotide messenger RNA. RefSeq names its product keratin, type I cytoskeletal 9-like. Lineage: Eukaryota; Metazoa; Arthropoda; Arachnida; Araneae; Araneidae. Bases 222 to 1109 code for a protein of 295 amino acids. The record is from RefSeq and is a predicted model, not a curated record. The transcript is spliced from 3 exons.